Messenger RNA from Cuscuta campestris, 1390 nucleotides. NCBI's taxonomy places the organism in Eukaryota, Viridiplantae, Streptophyta, Magnoliopsida, Solanales, Convolvulaceae. The record is from the annotation of a GenBank genome assembly.
CUCCGUAAGGUUCUUACUUUGCUGUCAAUUGCAAUUUCAAUUGAAGGUAGGUGGUCUCUUAGUCUUCUUCAUCUUUCUCAUUCUCCGUUCCAUGUCGCUGAGCCGUCGGAAUUCGGAUCGGUUUCAGCAGACUUUCUAUUCAGAUUACAUAUAUACAGUAGUUGUAUAGAUCUAUUUAAGCUUUCAAAAUGUUCAUGCUUCUUCCUUUCUCUCUUUCGCGGCGAUCAAUUUGAGGCUACUUUGUUUCUAUCUCGCUCCAGGUUUUGAAAAGAUGGAGUUUUUCGAUGAACCCGAAUCUCAACUUUUUAUAGGGGUUGCAGUUGCUCUGCUCGCAGCUGCUGCAGCUGCGGCUUAUGUCUUCUCUUCCAAGAAGACCAAAGGAUGCUUGGAUCCCGAGAAGUUUAAGGAAUUCAAGCUUGUGAAGCGUACACAGCUGAGUCAUAAUGUAGCAAAGUUUAGAUUUGAGCUUCCGACACCGACUUCUAUUUUGGGUCUACCCAUUGGACAACACAUUAGUUGCAGGGGUAAAGACAGUCAAGGUGAAGAUGUUAUCAAACCAUACACUCCAACUACUUUGGAUUCUGAUGUUGGCCAUUUUGAAUUAGUCAUUAAGAUGUAUCCGCAAGGAAGGAUGUCUCAUCAUUUCCGAGAGAUGCGUGUCGGUGAUUAUUUGGCCGUGAAGGGGCCCAAGGGUCGUUUUAAGUACCAACCUGGCGAGGUACGUGCUUUUGGGAUGCUUGCUGGAGGCUCAGGCAUUACUCCAAUGUUUCAGGUUGCCAGAGCAAUUCUAGAAAAUCCGAACGACAACACGAUGGUGCACCUUAUCUAUGCCAAUGUGACAUACGAAGAUAUUCUUUUGAAGGAAGAAUUGGAUGGCCUUGCUUCCAACUAUCCACGACGUUUUAAAGUUUACUAUGUGCUUAACCAGCCUCCUGAGGAAUGGAGUGGCGGUGUCGGUUUUGUAUCAAAGGAAAUGAUCAAAUCCCACUGCCCACCACCUGCAACCGAUAUUAAGAUAUUGAGGUGUGGGCCACCACCCAUGAACAAAGCCAUGGCUGCCCACCUUGAAGCUCUUGGCUAUGACACAGAGAUGCAGUUCCAGUUCUAGAAGCUCUUGCUUCAGUGGUCUCCUUUCUUCGAAAAUGCAGCUGUAGAAUGAAUGGAUUGGGGGCAAUCUCUGCUAUAAUUUGGGGUUUUUGAUGCUUUCUUUGUUUUUCUUUCAUCGUCGUCCUUUUUUGUUUUGGAUUUUGUUUGAUACACAGUAGUCAAGAUUCAGAUUUCAAGUUCAAAGAAGGUGGAAAAGCAGGAUUGAUGCUUUAGUUUUGUUGAAAUGUUGUUGGAUUCUCUACCUCAAUAAAAAAUAUUAGUGAAACAAAAUGUUCUUCAAUAU